Messenger RNA from Theobroma cacao (cacao), 1651 nucleotides. RefSeq names its product alanine:glyoxylate aminotransferase (gene AGT). NCBI's taxonomy places the organism in Eukaryota, Viridiplantae, Streptophyta, Magnoliopsida, Malvales, Malvaceae. Gene Ontology annotation, molecular function: L-alanine:glyoxylate transaminase activity; L-serine:pyruvate transaminase activity. The record is from RefSeq and is a predicted model, not a curated record. Gene Ontology annotation, cellular component: peroxisome.
UGUAUAUAUUACCAAGGCAGCCGCAGCCUGCAGGUCCUUCUCUCUGCCAAAACAGAGUUCAUCCAACUUCGUCGGAAGAUUCUCUUCAGAGUUUUUCUAACAUGGUAUCAAGGUUGCCUUGAGAGCCUCCUUGGAAGCCACUUUGGUUGUUGACGAUCAUUGUUUCACAUGCCACCUAGCUCUUUUCACACUCACAUGUUAAGAUUAUGAGAAGUUCUGACCCUGAGAAGCGUAGGAAGUAGUGGAAUUUAGGUUAAUCGGCGACAUUCCUUGGAGGGAGAAAAGAUGGACUACGUGUAUGGACCAGGAAGAAACCAUCUCUUUGUUCCAGGGCCAGUUAACAUCCCGGAACCUGUUAUUCGGGCCAUGAACAGGAACAAUGAGGAUUACCGUUCCCCUGCCAUUCCUGCAAUGACAAAAACUCUUCUGGAGGAUGUCAAGAUGAUUUUCAAGACUACUACUGGAACUCCUUUUAUGAUCCCAACUACGGGAACUGGUGCAUGGGAGAGUGCACUUACUAAUACCCUGUCUCCUGGAGAUCGAAUUGUAUCUUUCCUUAUUGGACAAUUCAGUCUGCUCUGGAUUGAUCAGCAGCAACGCCUUAAUUUCAAUGUUGAUGUAGUUGAAAGUGAGUGGGGUCAAGGUGCUAACCUUGAAAUUCUGGCAGAAAAGCUUGCAUCUGAUUACACACACACAAUCAAGGCUAUUUGCAUUGUUCACAAUGAGACUGCAACUGGAGUCACCAACAACCUGGCUACAGUGCGGAAACUACUUGAUCACUACAGGCACCCAGCACUACUUCUUGUUGAUGGAGUGUCCUCAAUUUGUGCCCUUGAUUUCCGUAUGGAUGAAUGGGGAGUCGACGUGGCUUUAACUGGCUCUCAGAAGGCACUUUCUCUUCCCACAGGAAUUGGUCUUGUCUGUGCAAGCCCCAAAGCUCUAGAGGCAUCCAAAAGUGCAAAAUCUGUCAGAGUUUUCUUUGACUGGAAUGACUACCUCAAGUUCUACAAACUGGGAACGUUUUGGCCAUACACCCCUUCAGUCCAACUGUUGUAUGGGCUUAGAGCAGCUCUGGAUCUUAUUUUUGAGGAAGGACUUGACAAUGUGAUUGCAAGGCAUAGCCGUUUGGGAAAAGCAACAAGGCUUGCCGUGGAGGCUUGGGGCUUGAAGAACUGCACACAAAAGGAGGAAUGGUACAGUGACACUGUGACUGCUGUCCUUGUUCCCCCAUAUAUUGAUAGUACAGAAAUUGUUAGAAGGGCAUGGAAGAGAUACAAUUUAAGCUUAGGUCUGGGCCUUAACAAAGUGGCUGGUAAAGUGUUCAGAAUAGGACAUCUUGGAAACCUAAAUGAGUUGCAACUGUUGGGUUGUCUAGCUGGUGUGGAGAUGAUACUCAAAGAUGUGGGAUAUCCAGUUAAGCUUGGAAGUGGAGUUGCCGCUGCCUGUGCAUACUUGCAGAACACCAUUCCUAUGAUCCCUUCCAGAAUUUGAUGAACCUGCUAUCCAUGUAAUUACUUUUCUUUACCAUCUGCUUCAGGGUACUCUGUAAAAAAUGUUUCCCUACUUUGCUUCUCCUCAGGCGUUCCGAAUCCCGUACUUGAUAUGUUACUUACUGUUUUAUGCUCUAUUUCAUAUAUGUUUAUUUUUGGGC